Nerophis ophidion (straightnose pipefish) is the source of this 7756-nucleotide messenger RNA. RefSeq names its product rho guanine nucleotide exchange factor 9. The coding region runs from base 320 to 4123 and encodes 1267 amino acids. The transcript is spliced from 15 exons. The record is from RefSeq and is a predicted model, not a curated record. Gene Ontology annotation, molecular function: guanyl-nucleotide exchange factor activity; protein binding. NCBI's taxonomy places the organism in Eukaryota, Metazoa, Chordata, Actinopteri, Syngnathiformes, Syngnathidae.
CAGGCCAAGAGUUCACCGGUGUGUGGCUAACUGACGGACUGUACUUCGGUCACUACAGCGGCUGAGCUUUGAGGGUGUAAACCGAGCCGGACAGGAUCUUGUGGGGAGUCGCCGCCCGGCACUAAAGUGCUGCUUCGCCCAUGGAUGUACGCUAAGCCACUGAAAGUCUGCCGGAUAAAGUUGAAGCAGAGUUCUUGUUGACUGAGGACACUGGCGACGAUGCCGUCUUUAUCAACGCCUGGGCAGUGUUGAUGAGAGUGGGAGGACCAAGUCAUGAUGGCCAUUGGAGUGGAUAGCUGACACCGUGGAAUGAGAGAGGAUGGAGAAUAUAGACAAUCCUGUCCCUGAGAGUAACAACCCGAAUGGGUUUUUCAACCGAGUUUUUAAUGUUUCUCUGGAUGUGGAGAAUGAGACUGGCAGUGUUUAUAUUCAGGAGACUGGGUCAGGGCCUGAAGAGAUGCAGGGUGAGACCCGGCCUGCGUCUUUUCAGACCCCUGUCAAGGACAGACAAGAGGUCAACCGAAGACCCCGCGCCACUGGGGGCAUCUGGAAGAUCUUGAACCGGAAAAGAGCUGUGUCAGAGCUGGAACGAAGACCCCACUCCAUGAUCCUCCUCGGGGAGGCUUCUAUCCCCAAACUAACUUUUGCUGAUAAAGUUCGCUCCUUUAAAAAACUUAAAUCCCCUUCUGUGUUCAGGGGGAAGGCUGGGAAAUUGUCUAGUGCCAAACUCAGCAGCUCUCUGGUGGAUGAGGACUCUUUCUGCCGAGAUGUUGGUACGCCACAGCAAUCCACCAGGGGCCCACUUAGGCACCGUGGCAAGAGGCAUUCAUAUGCUGGUUACACAGGAGAGUUUGACUGUUCUUUCGAAGACAUUGACCUCACAGCUCCGAUAGAUGACCAUCAGCCCACUGUGGUGCCAGAGACUACAGCUCAGAAUGGGUGUAAACCAUCAGAAAGAGUUUCAUACUCAAAAAGAAGCCACAACAAUUCAACUAGCUAUAACAAAACAAAUGCAGUAAUUUGUGAGGAGCCGAGUAUUAAGACUAGCAAAAGUACCCACCACGGUGCAGGAAGGCGACAAAAAGAUGUGUGGAGUUAUUUGAGGAGGAUCUCUCUUUUGGGGAAGGCCAAUCCUGUCUAUUCGGAGAGGAGCUUUGAUUCGGAGCUCCACUCUCUAGAUAAAACUAUUGACUCAGACUAUGGUUCUGUAGACUUUGAGAAUGUCAAAGACUAUCAAGCACUGCCCCCAAAACAUUCGGACAUUAAGGGCCAUUUUGGUGGACUGUUAAAAUUUUUUAACAAUGUAGCAGAAACUGCCCGAAAGUGGCGGACACCAUCCCGCUCGUUCUCACCCCCAGAGGAAGAGAAAACCCCAGAUAACUCCCCACAGGAUCCUCAGCGCACAGUACACAAAGUUCACAGUGUGUCCCUAACACUCCACAGCGAAUCCCAUCCAAAAUGUCAGAAUGCCCCAUCUUCACCAUUGACCACUAAAUCCUCACACUCCAGUUGCUUCGACUGCGAAGCCCCAGCAUCUGUGACAGGUAACAGAUCUCCGAAAGUUGUCUUAAAAGCUUUCAGGGCAUGUUCUGUGUCCGGAAGCAUCAAUGGCCUUCAAACUUCAAAGUGUAGAGGCAAACAUAUAGACAUAGCAAACCGCAGGUCCACAGCUACAAUAGAGAAGCAUAUCCCUCAUGCAGUUAUGAGUAUUGAAAUGGAAAAAGGUGCUGGGAAUGUAAGGAAUCCAUUAAACUGCUUGCACCAGGGACAAAAGGUAAAGGAAGACAAAGGAAAUGAAGAGGAUUCCAAGGAGGCUGCUCUUGAUUUCCACCCAAUACCGGAAGGGAAUGUCCACGCACCAGAAGAUUGUAAAGAGAGCACACCUGAUGGUGUUCCAUCCUCUGAUUCCACAGAAGAGAUAUUUAAGCUGUGUGAGCAGAUUGCAAACCAGACAGGCAGCAGUGUAAGACUGCCAGGCCCAGCAUUGCCCCUCUCUAGCACAGAGAAGACCUCUGUGCCCCAGAAGCUACUGCGCCCUCGUCCCCGGCCGGCAUCAGCUGUAUUGGAUCUGCAGAGACCAAACCCAGACCAAGAUCUCCACAACCAUUAUAGUGAGUUUGGCUCACUAUGCUGGCGGAAGCACAGACCUAAUCCCACCAUGCAACACUCACCGGGGCUUAGAUGGAUGACCGCUCGUCCCAGGCCUUGCUCUGUCAUUGAAACCAGUGUUUGUAGAGAGAUGCAGUCCACGGAGCUGCACCACAGAGCCUUGUCUCGCCCUCCGGGGGUGUCUCCAUUAGAGCCCCCACUGAGAGUUUCUCUGCAGCGGUGCCACUCCUUACCUCUGCCUCCCAGCACCCUCACUACCUUGGCUCUACUCCUGCCUCAUUCAGGUCAGUCAUCAUCAGUGCGCCUGCGAUCUAGAGGGGGCAGCUGCAGAAGGAAGAGACUGCUACGACCUGGGUCAGAACCACUGCAAGUCAACAUUUUGAUAAGUGGAGGGUCAAUCGUCAACGCUGAGGCGGUAUGGGACCAUGUGACCAUGGCUGACCGGGAGUUGGCGUUUAAGGCCGGUGACGUCAUAAAGGUGCUGGAUGCAUCAAACAAGGACUGGUGGUGGGGCCAGAUCGAUGAGGAAGAAGGAUGGUUCCCUGCCAGCUUUGUGCGGGUGGAACCCCACCCUCCUCAGCCCCAAACAAAACAGGUUUUCUAUAUCAACCCCAUAGCAACUCCACGGUUCCAAAACACCACGUCAAAGUUGUGGGUGAAUCAGGAGGAUGGAGGAGCGGAACCAGCUGAAGGGACCAGUGAGGUUCAAAAUGGGCAUCUGGACCCUGCCAACGACUGCUUGUGUCUGGGCUCGCCUCUACAGAACCGUGACCAGAUGAGAGCUAACGUCAUCAACGAGAUCAUGAGCACAGAGAGACACUACAUCAAACACCUCAAGGACAUCUGUGAGGGCUACCUGCGCCAGUGCAGGAAGCGUGUGGACAUGUUCAAUGAUGACCAGUUGAAGGUCAUCUUUGGGAACAUCGAGGACAUCUACCGCUUCCAAAUGGGAUUUGUUAGAGACUUGGAGAAACAGUACAACACAGAGGAACCCCACCUUUCUGAAAUCGGACCGUGCUUCUUAGAACAUCAAGAUGGUUUUUGGAUCUAUUCAGAAUAUUGUAAUAAUCACUUGGAUGCCUGCAUGGAGCUGAGCAAGCUCAUGAGGGAUGGCAGGUACCAGCACUUCUUUGAGGCCUGUCGACUCCUCCAGCAAAUGAUUGACAUUGCCAUAGAUGGCUUCUUGCUCACCCCUGUCCAGAAGAUCUGCAAAUAUCCCCUCCAGUUGGCUGAGCUACUCAAAUACACAGCACAAGAGCACAGUGACUAUCGAUACGUGGCAGCAGCCCUUGCAGUAAUGCGAAACGUCACCCAGCAGAUCAAUGAGAGGAAGAGAAGGCUGGAAAACAUCGACAAGAUUGCCCAGUGGCAAGCAUCUGUGCUAGAUUGGGAGGGGGAUGAUAUCUUGGACAGAAGCUCGGAGCUCAUCUACACUGGGGAGCUGUCAUGGAUCUAUCAGCCAUAUGGGCGCAGCCAGCAGCGAGUCUUCUUCCUCUUUGAUCACCAGCUGGUUCUCUGUAAGAAGGAUCUGAUACGAAGGGACAUACUUUACUAUAAGGGUCGCAUCGACAUGGAUCGCUACGAGGUGCGGGACGCUAUCGAUGGCAGAGACGAUGAUUUCAACGUAAGUGUGAAGAACGCCUUCAAAUUGUGCAACAAAGACAGCGACGAGAUCCACAUCUUUCUGGCCAAGAAGCCUGAGGAGAAGAUCCGCUGGCUCAGGGCUUUCCAUGAGGAGCGGAAGAUGGUGCAGGAGGACGAGAAAAUCGGUUUUGAGAUCUCAGAGUACCAGAAGCGGCAGGCAGCCAUGACAGUGAGAAAGGUGACCAAACAGAAAGGUGUAAACAGGUGCACACCGCCCUCAUACCCGCCCCCGCAGGACCCCCUCAGUGCGGGGCAGUAUGAGGUAACGGAGGACAUGGCACAAGGAGACGUUUUUGAAUUCAGUCAAUCCAAAAGAGGCCAGGCUCCUUUCUGGCAAAAUUUUAGUAGAUUAGCUCCAUUUAAGAAGUAGAGACUCUUCUGAAGGACCAGCUAUUUUGUUUUUCCUCGUCGCACUAAACACUGGAUGAUCACGUCCCACUAUGAAGAAAAUACAAAAACACACUUACUCAAGAGACUUUCAAAUUUAAGGACCAAUAUUAUAGGGAGUGGUUGAAAGCAGCAAGGGGACUGAAUAUUUUAAUAGAAUUGUGGGGAAAGAUGAAUUAUAUGUUUAAAUCAUGUUUAGUUAUUAACCAUCACAAAGGUUCUCCCUCAACACUCCUCAUCACACCCAUCUGAAUGUCCUGGAGUUUAUUGAGAUUGUUGUAUUUUAUCCUCUAAAAAUCCAUCUUGUGGAGGAGACAAGGUUGUUGUAUGAUUGUGAGAUAUUUGCUGUGCUGCUAUGUGAGAUUGCUUGAUGCAUUCUUGUGAAUGUGAGUCCAAAUAACAAUAGGCCUUGGCCAUUGGCGGAGGCGUCUGACGGAAACGCAAAGCUCGACUGUUGUCCGUCGCUAAUCACUGAGCAUCCACGACAACUCACACCUGCUUCUUGGUCAACGAGUAGCCCUCUAGUCCCAAUGUCUUCAUCCUGGCAUCUUCUUUAUCUCUCUGCCCACCUGCUCCACCUCUAUGAGUCAGAGGAAGCACCUCGUUCCUUCAAAAAGCUGCCACCAGCCAUGAUAGGGCGACUCCGGGAGCAAAUCGAUAGCGGGAACGUCAAUUGAGUAUUUUUUUUACAUUAUUACACCAAGCAGUUUUGACAGGGUAUUCAUAUCAUAUCCUGGAGGGUCGAAGGCCGUGGGGUUGUGGAGAGCUUGCCGCUCAGAUGAACCUGCUGGGAGCAGGAGAUAGGCAGGCUAUGCUCCAGCCAUCGUCUUGCCAGAGCCCCUCCCCUCUCUCCCCAGAGACCACCCCUGUUGCACUGUGCUGGCAGCUCAGAGACUGUUUGGAAAGAGCACGGCCCACCUCCAGAAAUACUAGUAGUGAAGUUAAUUUUUGAAAUAAUACUUUUUUUUUUUUGUAUUGCUCACACUGAGAAAGGUAACCGAUUUAAUUCAGAAGAGUGAUGAACGCAGGAAGUAAUGAGACGAAAGGUUAUAGCGAGGAAGUAUCAAACUUCCUGAGGUUGGGAAGUAUUGGUGGACUGCAGUGUAUGGAAGUGCAAUAUGACAGCAUAGGAAGGCACAACGAUAAAAAUCAUGUGUAGCAUGCAGAGAUGCUUACAGAUUGCAGCUUCAAACCUUGGCACUUCCCCCCUCCGUCAUGUUGUGUAUUCAGAUCUGAUCCAUGUUUUGGCACGGAGCUCCACACUGUUAAGUGAAUUACCGAAGAUGACAGCCUGAUCAGAUGGAUUUGUUUACCCAACAACGAAUGAGGGAGAGACAUCAAAGAGAGAUUUUCUUGUGGAAGCUUUGGUCAUGUUCUUAGCUACAGCUGGAAUGUGCGCCAAAUUUGGAGCAGACACGUUUCACGUUGUAUUGAAAGGACCUGAGUCGUGGCUUUAUCGUACUUCACUAUUUAAUAAGAAAGAGUUCUGUAUGUUCUUUGUUUGCCUUGAAACCUUUCAACUUCCUGGGACGGAUGUUAUUUGUAUGCUGUCCAAUCUGUUUUAUUUUAGUGAAAAAAGUUGGUGUCUGUGGAGAAGGCUCCUAGUCAGAUUGUUCUGGAAGACAAUUCCCUUGGCCAACAACAUACGGUUCCCCGACCAUGAUAACCUCAGGUCCAGUGCUGCGCCCACCUCACCUCCCUCGCCUCCUUCCUGUUCUACACGCAGAUGCAAACGCACAUACACAGACACAGCUACACAAUCAUGCGCACUUACUGGCCCGUUGUGCUGCGGAGAAUAGAGAUGCUAUCUAACAGUGCCUUCCAGCAUUCCACUAGUGAUUAUCUAUUCAGUUUCACAGGCAGAUUUGAAUUCGUCACAUAUUUUCCCUUCAGCGUGGGACUUGCAACAGUCUCACCCUUUCUCUCUCAUACUGGGAAUUCUUGCUUUGCCAGUGCACGAGAUCAACCCGGACAAAGAUCUUUUCCACAUACUGUGCACAAACACUUAUGUUACUAUACACACUUGCAUAGCCGUAAUUCUCUUGCACAAAUAUAAGUUAUUCUUAUGUUAAAAAUGUUUAGGCAUAGGGUUGCUUUAUUGUUGAAAGUUGAUUACUUUGGAUUACAUCAUAGAAAUCAUUAGUUUUUCUUAGUGGAUGUAGAAUAUACUGUUCAAAGACUAUUACUAGCAGUGAGUUAGGAAUUCAAUAAGAAAAAGUCAUCUAUUUUAACUUUAUCAGUGACACAAAUGUAAAUACUGUAUAAAGAACAGAUCAUAUAUUUGGAUAUUGGUAUUUUGCGUUGGAGACGAAUGUUGUUCCAGUUCUAGCGUAUGGUAGAGCUCAGUACCCGGUAAAUGCAUGCUUGUGGCAUCCAAUACGUUGCAUGAGACUUAAAACAACUCUUCAUAGUUUGUUUAGUUUUUUUUCAUUUCCGUUGUGAAGCCAUCGCGGUCUCACUGAAAGGAGUCGCGGUCCACCUGUCUCCUGCUCGUGUCACGUUCACGCUCGUUGCUUUUGUUCUUCGUUCAAGUCCAGAAGAGGAGAGGGCAUUGUCAGCUCUUGAUAGGUCAAAGGCACUGGCAUUCUCUUUACCCAAAUAUUUGAGAAUUUUCUCAAUUUGAUUUCCUUUUUAAGUCACUGGCACAGCUCUUAACAGCUGGUUAUUUAUGGAAUGCCAGUCACUGGAGCAAAACGGGUAUCGUUUUUCUAUGACAACCAAAUAGGAGAUAGCACUGAUCAUAGGUGUGUGUGUAUCGAUUUUUAGUCAAGCAGAAGAGCUGAGUACAUGUGAACUCUGGGGAUGUGCUAAAAAUAACCCUAAUCUGCAGAAUACUUCAUUACAAUUCAUAUCAUGCUCUUGUUUCAAAAUGAGAUGCUCUGAAGUACAAUGACUUAACAGUCGAGAUUAUUUUCCGAACUUGUAUUUAUUGAAUUAGUAGCCAGUAUUAGAUUACAUCGUUUUGGCUCAAACAAUGUAUAUAUUGUUUUCUUGAUCUGAUAUAGUUAACCCUGACCUUUUACUCGAGGCACAGAGGACGGCCUUCAGUGCUAAGGAAAACGUGUUGUUUUUUUCCCCGAUUUUGUUUUCCAGUCAUGUACCAAGACAGCCAAGUUAGCAGACUGAAUGCAUAUGAGGUUGCUUGCACCCUUUUUGUGUACACCAGCCACUCACUUGGAACAUGACGACAUUGCCAAUAGAGAUCCAGGGUACUACAUGGAGUCCAAUGAGCCAUAUAUGAUGUGGUUUUAAUGACAACAAGGUGAACAGAGAGUGGUGUCCCUCUUUUACAAACACACUAUUCAUUGUAUGAUACCAUCUAGUACCUGCUCUGGCUUUUUGCCCACCACAGAAAAUGAACUCACAUUACCCAAAUCCUUUCGUCGCCAUAUGCAAACAUUUCACUUUUCUUUAUUUUUUGUAGGGUUUUUUUAUGCUGUCAUUUUGAGUUUGAAUAUUUGUUGUAGAAAUGAAAAAUAAUGCCUAUUCAAUCCAGAAACUGUGAAUGGGAGAGUGGAGAUGUCAACUGUAUGUACAUUAUAUGUUUUGAUGUAAUCAGAAGCACUGGGAAUAUGUUGUACUUCGCUGUAAAAAAAAUAAAUGAAUCCAUAUCUGA